This is a messenger RNA of Monodelphis domestica (gray short-tailed opossum), 12327 nucleotides long. It is a transcript of the gene NFIC, whose product is annotated as nuclear factor I C. Gene Ontology annotation, biological process: regulation of transcription by RNA polymerase II. Gene Ontology annotation, molecular function: DNA-binding transcription factor activity, RNA polymerase II-specific; RNA polymerase II cis-regulatory region sequence-specific DNA binding. The record is from RefSeq and is a predicted model, not a curated record. Gene Ontology annotation, cellular component: nucleus. Lineage: Eukaryota; Metazoa; Chordata; Mammalia; Didelphimorphia; Didelphidae.
AGAGAGAGAGAGAGAGAGAGAGAGAGAGAGAGAGAGAGAGAGAGAGAAGGAGGUGGAGGAGGAGGAGGAGGAGGAGAGACAGAGAGGAGAGGGAGACAGAAAGAAGAGACAGAGACAGAGACAGGGAGAGGAGAGAGACAGCAAGAGGAGAGAGACAAAGAGAGAAGAGACCCAGAGACCCGGAGAAGGACAGAGACGGGGAGCGAGACCGAGGCGGGGUGGGGGGUGGGGGGGUGAACAUAUGACUCAGUAACUUUGGAGCCGCCGUGUUUUCUCCCCUGCGAACCCGGGAGCCUCCCAGGCCCGCUCGGCAUGUAUUCGUCCCCGCUGUGCCUGACCCAGGAUGAGUUCCACCCAUUCAUUGAGGCCUUGCUGCCCCACGUCCGAGCCUUCGCCUACACCUGGUUCAACCUUCAGGCUCGGAAACGCAAGUACUUCAAGAAGCAUGAGAAGCGUAUGACAAAGGAUGAGGAGCGGGCAGUGAAGGAUGAGCUGCUGGGAGAGAAGCCUGAGGUCAAGCAGAAGUGGGCAUCCCGCCUCCUGGCCAAGCUGCGCAAGGACAUCCGGCCCGAGUGCCGAGAGGACUUCGUCCUAGCCAUCACGGGCAAGAAACCUCCAGGAUGCGUCCUCUCAAACCCCGACCAGAAGGGCAAGAUGAGGAGAAUCGACUGCCUGCGCCAGGCGGACAAGGUGUGGCGGCUUGACCUCGUCAUGGUCAUCCUCUUCAAGGGCAUCCCCCUGGAAAGCACCGAUGGGGAGCGGCUGGUUAAAGCCGCCCAGUGUGGCCACCCUGUGCUUUGUGUCCAGCCCCAUCACAUCAGUGUCUCCGUGAAGGAGCUCGACUUGUACCUGGCCUAUUUCAUCAGAGAGAGAGACUCAGAGCAGAGCGGCAGCCCCCGGGCAGGAAUGGGCUCUGACCAAGAAGACAGCAAGCCCAUCACACUGGACACCACAGACUUCCAGGAAAGCUUUGUUACAUCUGGAGUCUUCAGUGUCACUGAGCUCAUCCAAGUCUCCCGGACACCUGUGGUGACAGGCACAGGACCGAACUUCUCCCUGGGCGAGUUACAAGGGCACCUGGCCUAUGACCUGAAUCCUGCCAGUGCGAGCAUGAGAAGAACACUGCCCAGCACAUCCUCCAGUGGGAGCAAACGACACAAAUCGGGAUCCCUGGAGGAAGACGUGGAUACGAGCCCCGGCGGGGACUACUACACGUCACCCAACUCCCCGACGAGUAGCAGCCGCAACUGGACGGAGGACAUGGAAGGGGGGAUCUCACCCACAGUGAAGAAGACUGAGAUGGACAAGUCCCCCUUCAAUAGCCCAUCGCCUCAGGACUCACCUCGCCUCUCCAGCUACACCCAGCACCACCGGCCUGUCAUCGCUGUGCAUAGCGGUAUCGCCCGGAGCCCUCACCCCUCCUCUGCGCUGCAUUUCCCUACCACCUCUAUAAUACCCCAGACGGCCUCCACCUACUUUCCCCACACUGCCAUCCGAUACCCGCCUCAUCUCAACCCCCAGGACCCCCUCAAAGAUCUCGUCUCCUUGGCCUGUGACCCAUCCAAUCAGCAGCCAGGACCGUUAAAUGGAAGUGGUCAAGUCAAAAUGCCCAGUCACUACCUUUCCACCCAGAUGCUGGCACCACCACCGCCCCCAGGCAUGCCCCGGCUGGCUAUCUCCCCUGACACCAAAUCUACCACCACAACUUCCGAGGGAGGAACCACAUCGCCGACUUCACCCACCUACUCUGCGCCCAGCACGCCCCCUGCAAACCGUCCCUUUGUGGGAUUAGGACCAAGGGAUCCAGGGGGGAUUUAUCAGGCACAGUCCUGGUAUCUGGGAUAAGCAAAGUUCUCCCUACAUGUCCCUUCUCCUGUGUCUCGGGGCUAUCUCGGGGGGAGAAAGGCAGCCCCCCGGCCCAUGUUUUUGGUGGAGAGCUAGUGCGAGUGAGGACGUCCUCCCAGCCACCCCCCGCCAACAUCCAACCCGACAAAAAAAACAAACAAAAACACAACAAAAAGAGACAAACAAAAAACCAAGAAGAAAACAAGAGGUAAGACAGAAAAGUCAGAGACUCUCUCCGAAGAGCGAGUGAGGUUCCACGCCUGGCAGUCAGAAACAUCGUCGCCCCGUCCCCCAGCGACAGACACCCCGGCCAAGGGACAGGCCCCUUGCGUCCAACGGGCACUGCCCAGACGUAGGGCCCCGGGGGGCAGCCUAUGCAAAACGGUGUCUUUCUAAUUUAUUCAUCUCCUUUACACCUGCCACGACUGAAGAAAGGACCGGAUGCCCAGCCUGUCCCCCCACCCUGACCCCUGCUCCCAUGCCUGCACCCAGGACAGAUGGCUGCUUGCUCCUGUUGGCAUUGGGCAGGCUGAGAGCAGUUCCCAUUGGCACCAGCGGCCAUCCCUUUGCCUAGGGAUGAGCAGAUGAAAAAAAAAAAUCUGUGCUUUGGGUUAGCUCCCAGACCCUUAGCUGUCCAGACUCCUUAACCAGAGAGAGGUGAGCAUGUCCUUAAGGCCCACUACAGAGGGGCAUCAUGAGGAAAAGGAACUGUACUGGGUGCAUUCUGUUCCUCCCUGUCUGCCCUGACUGCAGUCAAAUCAGCUGGUAUCCCCUUCCCCUGAACCUCCAUUCUGGGGCUGGAUGGCAGCAUUCCAAAGAGGCUGGUGCCCAUGAUGCUUGCUAUUUGCCAAGGAGGUCAGGCAGCAACAUCCCACCUUCCCAAGCCCCCUGGAGAUCAGAAUACCUGUCACAAGUGACAGACAUAUCCAUUGGGACUAAUGUUCUUUGUGUGCUGUAGAAGGGGUGAGGAGUGGAGAUGGGCAUAGUAGGGUCUCCUGGUGGUUCCAGACAUUAUAAGGGUGGCAGUGGUGGCAAGGGAGAAAGUGGCUCUCAAGAGACAGUGACAGUGUUGGUUGGAGUGGCACAGAAUGGGCAGGGCUUGGUGGCACAGGGUUCCUUGGUGAGAGGAUUCAGCAUGGUCCAAGCUAAAAAAAAGGAGCCUCAACCAAAUUCUUUUGCCCCAGGGAAAUCAUUGAAAAAAUGCUAUCUCCUACAUCCACCACAUCUGGAGGUAUCUAAUUUGGCCUAAUGCUUGAUGCUGGACCACUCUCCUUACAUCUGUAUUUUUAUCUGACUGGGACUCAUUUUUUCUUCAUGCCUACCCCAUUUGGGAGAAAAGGUCUCUAUGCAAUCAGUCCCACUCCUCCCACUUCUUGGUGCCCUGGAGCCCAGGACCUGGCAACUGAUGGGACUGCAGAAGGAGGUGGCCCACCAAAACCUGUGCCCCAAAGCCUAAUGCCUUGGGGAUGAUGAUGUACGUGCUGCAAAAGAUGCACUUUUGGAGGACAGGAAGGGAAGGAAAAGCCACUGUAAAAUAUGCCCCUCACCCACCCACUGCUGCCAAGGCUUUAGCCCAACUCUUAAGGGUGUUGACAGAGGCCCCCCCAGAGUGGAGAGGUUAGGGGUGGGGAUGGCAAUAAGAGAUCCCACCCUCUCUGACAAAAAUCCCAACCCCCUUCCCCACCCCAUCUAACUGGGCUGUGGAGUGUGCGCGAUUUAAGUGCCUGAAUCCUGGAUCGCUGCCCUCAGCUACUGCCCUCCCACACCCCUAACUCACAACAAGUGAUCAUGGAUGGUCUGGAGCCAAGACCCGGGUGGCCCUUUGCCCUCCAUGCUCACCCAAGGCACCUCCCUUCCUGCCAGCUCCUCAGAACCACCCCCUGCAGGGUGUUGCUGUGUGUUCCCUGUGUGUCAUCACAGAUACUUCACCAAGGGCCAGCAGGAGAUCCUGGGAUCUCUGGUUCCCCCCUUGGUAUCUGGGCCGAGGCCCCUCUGAUUUCCAGGGAUGCUAGGACUCUCCCUAGGGAAAGAGGAGGGGGACAUCUCCUUUCCCGUGGCCCAUCCUCCCAUUCAGCAAGGUAUCUUUUUGGGUCUCAGACACUCUCAUCUCCUUACCUCCCCACAUAACCCAAGCCAGAGAGAUGGGAGACUGAAAGACAGAGUGGGCAUUUGCCCCUGCCAGCCAACCGCCCGUCUGGGACAGUGGAGAUUGGGGCCAAAGGGGUCGGGGAAACUGCCCCUCUGCCCCAGGUCCCUACUGCCCCCUCUGCCAGUGCCUUAAAACCAAGAGUGAUGCCCUUCCCAUAUCCAUGUCUCCUCCCCCCAUGCCACUGCCUGCCCUUCUUCCCAGCUCAGCCCAGGCCAGGCCAAGGGGAAUCACCCCACUGCACUUUUGUCCUCCCUGUUGGCUCUUGGGGGCGUGAGAUAGGUUGGAAAGGGAAAGGUCACUCAGUUCAGUCCCCUACUCUGUGACCGAUCCCUGGGAGAGAUGGGAUGAACCCCAGUAGGAAGGGAAGGGGGGACUAAGGGGAGGUCCCAUAGUCAAGGUCCAGAACAAGUUAAGAUCUGGCAGAGAGGGAAACUGCCAAACUCCAACUGGCAAGGAGGGCAGUACCCUGGCCCUGACUGGCUUUUCCCUAGUGCCCUUGGUGCCUGGGCACCCCCUCCCACUUGCUCCCCCCAUAAACACAUACACCCCAGCAGAGUGAGGAGUAGCUCAGGCCUGGGGUGGGCAAUCUGUUAAGCAUUUCCGUUGAGCCGCUCUGAUAACACUAAGCUCAGGGAGCCAGCCCUAGGCCUCCCUCCUGCUCUCACCUCUGACCCUACCUCCCUCAGUCACCAGGGGAGAGAGGAGACACUUGGGACUACACUUCUGGGCUGCCCUCGGGCCUCUCGAGACCUUCCCAUUGGCCUCGGAGGGGCCCCUUUCCUAGAGGGGCCUGAGCCAUCCAAGGGGCACUGAGCCAAGGGGGCUCCUCCCCCACCAUGGGAAUCUCGCUCUUGGCCCUAGAUCCCACUCUCCUCCUUUCUCUCUUCUCACCCACCCACUGCCACCUCCUCCAGAGACCAGACUUCCCUCUCAAACUGGCACAAAGGCGUGGCAAACCCAGUUGAUCCAAAAGAGAAAGACCAGAGUUUCGUAAGCUCCCUCCUCAGUUCCCCUCCCCACCCUGUGCCAUCCUUCUCACCCUCUGGAGCUUCCAUGAUGGCAGCUUUGUCACCUAGUGGCAGAGGGUGCGACCCCCCAUGCACUUAACCCUGUUGUCUCCCCUCCCCCAAGAGGCCUCCAAGCCACUGGAUGGGGUUGGCCUUUGGGACCUGAAGUGAGCCUCUCUUGGGGGUGGAUGGGUGAAGAGUGUGUGUGUAUGUGUGUGUGUGUGAGAGUGUUUGUGUAUGUGUGAGUGUGUCUGUGUGUGUGUGUGUGUGUGUGUGUGUGUCUGUUGGGGAUGGGGUGGGCAUUGGAACCUUCGGUACAGGCAACCCUAGCUCCCUAGGGUUUUAGGGGUGGGGGUGGGAAAGGACCGCAUUCCAGGCGGGACCUUGUGGAACCAAGCUGGGCUAGCAAGAUGGCGGUCAAGGGGAGAACUCAAAGCUAAUAAAACUGCAUGGUGCUUAACCAGGAACUCGUGUGACCUAGCUCAAGCUGUCAGCUCGGAGCUGAUAAAUGCAUGGCAGACUAUAACUGGCUCUACCUUUCCCCCUCUCCACCUUCCCCUGCCCCGUCCUCUUUAAAAAAAAAAAAUUAUAUAAAAAAGUGAAAAAAAAUUCCAUGUUUCCUAAUUUGCACGAAAUUUUCUAUCACAUGAUGUGCCUUGCCUUCCAAGAAUAAGUAUUAACUUUCAACGGUAUCACCGCACAGAGAUAGCUGCAUGCUCUGCUCGUGUAGUUAAAAUAAAAUCAAAUAAAAAAUAAAAAUGGAAAAGGGGGAUGUACUUCUAUUUGUAAAAAACAAAACAAAACAAAACAAAAAAAUCACUGAACAAAAAACUCCAACCCAUUCAGCGUCCAGCCCUCCUCAGCUCCUUCUUUGGGCCCCACCUCCGUCCAUCUCUGUUCAUGUUUCUUGGGCCUAAAGAGGGGUCUACUCAUGGAAUGGCCACCCCAAAGCCUUUCUAGCUCUUGCCCCUUUCUCAGCUAUCUGCCCAAAGCUAAGCUUGAAGGGUCCAGGAGGCCAUUUGUUUUUAAUUUUGAAAUUUUAGCAUCCUAACCCUAAAGGAAUAGCCUGAAAUUGUCCCUGGGAGAGGAGGGCUGUGCUCCUACCACCCUGGAGGGCCACCUCCUGGAGCGUUACUCUGAGUGACUGUCUCCUAGGGUUAAGACCCUAACAGAGACAACCACCUCCCAGAGCAACACUCUAACUGGGAAUCUAUCCCUGAGGGUGUCACCCUAACUAAAAAACACCUGUCUUCUAAGAUGUCACCCUGACUGGAAUAACUGCCUCCUAGGGUAUCAGCUUCAUGGAAACAUCUGCCCCUUAGCAUGUCAUCCUAACUGGAUGGCUGUCAUCUUAGGUGUCACCCUAACUGGAAACCACUUGUCCUAUACGGUGUUACUCUAAUUGGGUUGAUUGCCUCCCUGGGUGUCACCCUGAUCAAAACACCGGUCCCCUAAAAUGUCACCCUAUUUGGUAUGAUUGCCUUCCAGGGUGUCACUCUAGCUGGGACAGUUGCCUCCCAGUUUAUCACCCUAACUGAGAUGACAGAUCCCAUCCUUCCAACUCUAAAAUUCUAUAGAUCUUCUGCCUGUCUCCUGGACAGACAGGCAGGAAGUGAGUCACCCAGUUAGGGUUCAGGGUAUCCAAAUAUCAUUUAACCCAAGAGAGAUGGUCAUUCUUGUGUCUCUUCCACCUGACUCCUCCCCCCAAAUAAGUUUUGCCAAAGCCCUUCUUUUCCCUUCCCCUUCACUCCCCACUUGGUGGGCCAUUUGGGGUUGGAUUUGGCUCCUGUCCUGACAGCUUCUCCCUUGCUUCAUGUCUUCCAGUUGUGAAUACAAAUGCAUCUAGUAUGGCAAAAGUAUAUAUUUAUCUAUCUUUCUCUAUAUAUGCAAUACCUGUUUAGUCUCUGCUCCUAGGUCUGGCUAACCACUCUCAGUGACUUCAUGGUGAGACAGGAGGAGGGCCUUAGAGAAGCUGCAUUAAUCUGGGAGUGGGUUAGGAUGGAGGCCAAUGCUCCCAUUUCAUUUCCUUGGCAGUUUUGUGUGUUUGUUUGUUGUUGGGUUGUUUUUUUUCCUAAUUGACCAAAGCAAAGCAUGUGCUGCAUUUCUCCUCCCUCAAUGCUUUCCUUUCUCCUCACCCCUGGUUACAGGGGCCCAGGGUUUGGGGUGAGGGACUGAUCCAGUGACCUAAGCUGUGAAAUUAAGGGAAAGAACUGCCUUCCAGCCUCUGGUCCUUUCUUUUUUGGGGGUCCCUUCUUGGAGAAUCCAGCUUCCAACAAUCAUCCAUUUCAUCAUUAGGUCAGGUCUUCCCACCCAUCUUUUAUGCUCUUUAGAGAGUAGUCUAGAAAUGAGAGCAAGGGAUCACCAAGGACUUGUAGCUCAUCAUACAGGUCUUGGGCAGCCUGGAGAGGUCUGAGAUUCUAUCUUGGUCAUAAUGGCUCAAUGGCUUCUUCUUCAUCGCCACCCCAAGCUAUCAUCUUCCUUGGCCUCCUUUGACACCUGCUUUUGACUCUUGGGCAAGGCAAAAAAAUGGAGCCACUGGCUCCAAUUUCUACCCAAUGAGAGCCCCAGUUCAUCUUGGAUUUUAGCAACUCCUUUCCCUUUAUGUCCCAUCCUGUCUUCUUUCAAAAGUGCCACCAAAGGCCAGAGCAGUGGGGAUUGAUGGUAUGACAACUCCAUGCUAUCUUGUUAACCAAAUCUGAAAGCUGUGGAAGUUUGUGUCUGAGAAUCAGGUUGAAUGUGACUGAUUAAACAACAAAGCCUCUUUUGUGUUAGCUAAACCAGAAGUAGCUAGAGGGUUCCUGAAGAGACCCUAGGGGUCAAGCCAGAAAGAGUCUUCCUGAGGUCAUUUUGUCCAUCUCCCUACCUCCAUGCUUGCCUGUAUCUCAUCACCAUUACCAUCCCUUAACUCAGGAAGGAUAUGUAGGGUUCCUCCAAGUCAAGAACUCCCAGAGCCAAACAUCUCUUUUUCUGUUCACUCAUUGCACAAAUAGUUUUUGAGGGCAUGGGGCUAUUCAAGACCCAGAUCUGUCAUCUUCCAGUUAAACUCUGAAACAAAUCAGGGUUCCUGCCAGUGAGGCCCCUGGGCAGAUAAGACUCCAUCACUUUCUCCUUUCCUUUUUGUUCCCAUUCUCUUCUCAGUAGUAAAGACCUUUCUCCUGCCAGUAUCCAGGAGCUUUUGACUAGAAUUCUAUGGAAAGGGAAAGAGAGAUUGGAAACCCAUCAUGUGCAUGGAAAUUCCUGCAAAACAAUGGCUUUGUUGCAGAAUGGACAUAAAACACAGAGUACCUAUAGGGCCCAGGCUGGAGUGGCUCUGGGGUUUUGGGGAGUGAAGGUGAUCUAGUUCCUUUCUAAGAGUUGCCAUGAUCACCCUCUUCCCCCCCCCAAAAAAAAGUGCAAGAGGAUAUGCUAAGUCACAGCCCUUGAUCUAAGUGGUUAGUCAGUGUAUUUCACUCCUCUGGCUAAACUUCUGGAGUUGGUAUAAGAAAAAGAGAUGCCCUUGUGUUGGUAGAUAUGCAUCUGAUUUGAAAGGCUAACAGAAUCUUCCCAAACAAAGGAGAUUUUGGUCAAAGGACCAAAUUUUCCCAAAUUUGAGCCUCACCACCUCCUGCCAUCCAGGUGCUUAGGGAGAUCUGGGAGCUUUACUAGCCAUGUCCCCAUUUUCAUGUGCUCCAUGAACAGAAGAAUUCAGGUUCCUAUCUAGUCCCCCCUUGUACUUAAGAUGUCUCAUUGGUCACCAGUUACCCAACUGCCUACAGGGCACCUGUCAUCUGCCUGGCAGUUGCUGCUUCCUUCCUUCAUUUACCAAGAUAUGAAAUUCUGAAUGCCACCUCCACCCAAAAUAUGGUAUGGCUUUGACUGACCAAAUGGCUCAUCUCUUCCUGGUUCAGAGUCCAAUGGCUCUCAUUGCACUAACCUGUUUACCAUCAGGUAGUUUUUUCAUCUGCUUUGUCUGUUCCUAGAAUCUCCUCAGACCAUUCAGGGCAUGACCACACACAAGCACACACAUACAUACACACACACACUCAUACACACACACACACACACACACACACACACACACACACUCCCUAGCCUUCAAUGACACUAUUUACAAGACUUUCAAAAGAGACCACCCCAAAGGUCCAAUACUGGAUUAAACCUAGGAAAUCAGGUCCUAAAGGGGUUGUCCUGCAUUAUUUGAAAUUCAAGAUCCCCUUCUGGAUGAGGAAGUUGUGACAAAUAAAUCUUUAGCCUAACUCCAUCUCUUAAGAGAUAUCUCAAAUCUUUAGCAGUUUGGUCUGGGCCACCUGCCUUCUCUCCAACCUCUCCCACCCAGGAAGGAAAUAAACUCCAGGGGAAAGAGCAGAGGGGAGCCACAAGCUCUAUUUGAUUGAGAGAAGAGGCCAGAGGAACUCUCUGGUUAGCCUCUCUUCUCUCUCAGUCCUAGAGAGUGCAGAAAAGAAGGGACAUCCCUCCCCACCCCCCUCAAAAUGGUCUUCUUAGAGAGGCAUCAGGGGAUGAGGGGACCCUACUUUCCCAGGGAUAUGCGUAUUACAAAUCUUCAUUCUCUUCUCUGAACUUCACACUCAUCCAGACACAGGAGUGGAGGAUGGGAGCAAAGGGGAGAGAGCAAUGUAAGCAGCUAGACAGUGAGCACCCCCCAAAAAUGAGAUAAUAAUCCCUUCUUCAAGGUUCUAAGAUGGAGUUCUGAGAUGACCCUUUCCCUAAGUGCUCAGCCCCAAAACCAGUGUUCAUGCCUCAGGACUUCAACUUCCAAGCAGUCCUCAAAAUCCAAAUGGCUUAGGCCUCCAAGCUUGGCUGUUCUUGGCUUGGCAUUCAUGCACUACAUUGGCUGCCUUGGUGGCCACAAUCUCAAGUUGGAUCAGAUAGAAGCAGAGGUGGGAGGGAUAUGUGGAGAUUACAGUGAGAGAGGAGGCCCACAGAGACCUGUUCACCUAGACCAACAAAUUCCAGAGUCCUCCAGUAGAGCUCACUGGAAAACAUCUCAAAUCAACAAAAUUUAAGCUGCCUCCUUCCACCCAAUCUGACCAUCCCCAGACCAGGCCUCAUUGAUGGUACUUUAAACUUUAUCAUCCACACACAAUGUUUUUGUGAUAUGGAUCAUAAAUUGCUGCUCUUGAGGGGUCAGUUUCUGUAACUGGCACAUCAUCCAAGAACCUUGGUUUUGCUCUUCAUUUUGAGUGGAUGAAAGUCUUCCUCCCAUUCACAUCCCCCACUCUGGUCUAUAUUUUCUCCCAUACCAUGUCAUGCUACUUCCCCUUCCUGCCCACCAGGCAUCUGGAAAGUGGUAGAUCAGCUGCUGAAUCUCUGAUCAGCCUCAGUUCUGGUCAUAAUAUUUUCCCCUUCUCAAGUGUGCCUCCUACCCCUCUAGUAUCUACUCUCCAUUAUAGCUGGAUCGAGGCCCCUCUGGUGCUCCAUCAUUUAUCCAUGAUUAAAAAUAGCCACACAAUUAAUAAGAAGGCCUCUGUCUCUUUUCAAGGGAGGGAUUGGGACAAGGUUUUGGGACAAGGGAGAAGGAGGGAAAGCCAACCAAAAGUCAAAGCAGCAGGACUGUUGACAUCCAAACCAAAAAACAAUUGUUCCCAAGCAGUGCCUCGCAAGUCUCUGCUGGCCUGGCUUUGAGGGCUAUUUCUCAUCUGGCCAUCUGAGUCCUUGCUUAGGAAGCUGUAGAGAAAGAGGGUUAUUUGCCUCCUAAAAAGUGUAUAUCUCAAUCCUGAGAGGAUAAGUCCAGCCUGUGAUUCAGGUGACGGCAGGGUUCUAAGGCGAUCUAGAGAACUUAGAUAGAGUCAGAUGUUCCCUGGUCUGGAGGUCUUUGAGGCUGUAGAUUCCAUAUUUUCCAGGGCUUUGGAACAUAAAGGUGGUAGAGACUGAGCCUGGCAGAAUCCCAGGCCUAGCUGGAAGCUGGAAUGGGAGUCUAUCUGUUCUUCCCUGUGGAGCCCACAUUCCAGACCUGGAAUGAGACAGGAGAACUCUGGAGCACAAAUGAGGAGAUGGGUUUUGUGGGGGGAGGUGGAGCAUCCAUCUAAGACUGCCCUCCUAAUCCAAAGCAGUGCUCUAUUCAGAGCCGCAGGCCUCCAGAAGCCAUUCGCUCCAUCCUCCAAGAGGGUAAGAUUCUGCUUUACCAAUGAGUCCAUGGGUUUAUUGGACUGAAGCAGGGGGUGGGGAGACAGUUGUGGCUUUCUGCCAGCACCCUGGACAAGGGAGCAGGUGGACAAUCCAGGGCACACCCGUCUAGUCUCUAGCUCCUUUUGUCUCCUGCCCUGGCAUUACCCUCUCUGAAUCUUGGCCUCAAAACGAUUUAUCCUUCCAAAUACUUGGGCUCCAAUGACCCCUCUCAAGCACCACCACCACAACCACCAAAAAAACAAACCAAAGGCUCUAUCUAAGACACCCUUGGUCCCAACCCCAGACUCAUCCUUUCCCAGUUCCUGACCCAGCAAAGUAGCCCAGGCUCCUGACUCCUCUUCAGUGCAUUGGACAGGAGUUGGCACGAGGCAGGAGGGACAGUUCCCUCAACCCCAGACUUUUCUGUUACAGUUUCCAUAAAUCUUAUUUUGAUCACUCAAAGACAAAAUACAGGUGAAUGGGGUGGGCGGGGAGGGAGGAGAGUGGAUGUUACAUAGAGUGAGAUCAAGUACCAGAGAGUUCUCUCUGGGAAUAUGAUAUAAUGGAGAGAAAAAAAAAAAAGAAUUUGCUUUACUGGUGUCCUCUUCAGUUGUUUUUUGUGUGCGUGUUUUGUUUUGUUUGUUUUGUUUUCUCCAAGAUUUCUUUUUCCAUUUUAUAUUUUAUCAAUAUUAUGGGACUAGUUAAUCUGUUUCUUGCUUCUUGCUUACUGCACCCAUCCCACAAUGCCCUCAACACACACACACACACACACACACACACACACACACACACACACACACACACACACUCACCAUGCAUCAAAGAUUGGAAACCACCGCAGGCCCAGGACUGAGCUCUCUUAUCCUUGGCCUACCCAUCAACAAAUACAUACACAGUUGGCCCAAUUCCAAGGGCACAAUAUUGGAACUGGGAUGGAGGAAGGGAUCUAACUGUGCCCUUCCUCCUCCCCCCUUCCUGCUACCUGUUCCCUCUCCUCCUGCCUCAGUUUCCCUCUCUCCCUUCCCCCCCUCCUGCGCCUCACACCCUAUUUGAUUAUAACAUUGUAUGAUGCAGCCCUUACGGUCUAGCCGAUGCGCCUACCUAAAUACCAUUUACUGAAAGUGACGAUGGUUUGUUCCCUAUGCAAAAAAAAAAAGAAAAAAUAUUCCAAAAAAAAGAAAAAAAUGUAUAAAACAUUAAACAAGCUAUGCUCCAACUCUA